CGGACGGCGCGACAGUCCAGGCAGCAUGGUUUCGAGAGAUUAAGCGGUUUUACAGAUAGAGAAGAGACCCGGUUUCAAUUCCCUAUGUACUUUUCAUUCUAAUCGUCUUCUUUCUAGACCUUUCAAAGAUGAAUAUUGUCGAAUGGGCUUUUGGCAAACGCCUAACGCCGGCUGAGCGUUUGCGGAAGCAUCAGAGGGCAUUGGAAAAGACGCAGAGAGAAUUAGACAGGGAACGAAUUAAAUUGGAAAACCAGGAGAAGAAACUGGUCCAAGAUAUUAAAAAGAACGCCAAAAAUGGGCAGAUCGGAGCGUGCAAGAUUCAAGCGAAAGAUCUAGUCAGGACCAGGCGGUAUAUUCAGAAGUUUUAUUCGAUGAGAACCCAGUUGCAGGCGAUUUCUCUUCGAAUACAGACCGUCAGGAGUAAUGAACAGAUGAUGCAGUCAAUGAGAGGUGCUACGAUUCUCCUGGGAAGCAUGAACAGGCAAAUGAAUUUGCCCGCAUUGCAGAGAAUCGUCAUGGAAUUUGAACGAGAAAAUGAAAUCAUGGAUCAACGGCAGGAGAUGAUGGACGACGCAAUUGAUGAAGCGACUGGCCUUGACGAUGAAGAAGAAGGUGAAGAGAUCGUAAAAGAAGUGCUAGACGAAAUCGGAGUUGACCUUGGCCAAGCACUCGGUGAGACACCAACUGGCCUGCAAACGACUGGAAUACAAGAAGGCCGUAUUGCUCAAGCUGUUGGCGGUGGCGGCACUGCUGAAGACGAUGACUUGCAAGCCAGGUUGGAUAGUCUUCGAAGAUGAUGUCAGCUCCAAAGACUUAGCCUUUUUAUAUUGUCGUGCUUCUUUGGUGUGCAGCGGCGGCGUUUAGGAGUCAUUGGAGAAGUGAUAAUUUUUCUAUGCAGGCGAGGUAAUGGGCUUGAUAUUUAGAGCAUUCCCUGGCUACAGCUAUGCUCACAGAUUCAAUCUGCGAGCUAGCCCUUGAGGUUCCUGCAUUGGAGCUAUGCGCAAUG
This is a messenger RNA of Coccidioides posadasii C735 delta SOWgp, 1006 nucleotides long. RefSeq names its product ESCRT-III subunit protein did4 (gene DID4). Lineage: Eukaryota; Fungi; Ascomycota; Eurotiomycetes; Onygenales; Onygenaceae. The record is from RefSeq and is a predicted model, not a curated record. Gene Ontology annotation, cellular component: multivesicular body; ESCRT III complex. Gene Ontology annotation, biological process: endosome transport via multivesicular body sorting pathway; late endosome to vacuole transport; protein transport.